CUCCCCAUCAGCACCCCGAGGCGUUCUGACUCUGCCAUCUCGGUGCGUUCCCUCCUCUCUGAGUCCAACAUGUCUCUCCGCUCAACCUUCUCUCUUCACGAGGACGACGACGACACGGAGCCCCUGGUGUUUGCAGAGCAGCCGUCAGUGAAGCUGUGUUGUCAACUCUGCUGCAGCGUCUUCAAAGAUCCUGUCAUCACCACCUGUGGGCACACCUUCUGCAGACGAUGUGCCUUGACCUCCGAUAAAUGUCCAGUGGACACGGCUAAGUUAACGGUGGUGGUGAACAACAUAGCUGUAGCAGAACAGAUAGGAGAGCUGUUUAUCCACUGUAAAUACGGCUGUCGGCUUCUCAACACCGCCAGCCCCGCUUCCCCUAACGGGGCCGGUGGAGGGGCUUCCCCUAACGGGGCUGGAGGAGGGCCUACCGCUAGUAGGGGCGAAGGGACACCUAAGAUGGGAGGACCUGGGAACUUUGAAGUGGAUCCAAUGGGGUGUCCUUUUACCAUCAAGCUCACCACACGCAGGGAGCACGAGGUGAGCUGUGACUACCGUCCGGUUCGCUGUCCCAACAACCCCUCCUGUCCUCCUCUGCUCACCAUGAACCUGGAGGGACACCUGAAGGAAUGCGAACACAUCAAGUGUCCUCACUCCAAAUACGGCUGUGUGUUUAUAGGUAACCAGGAUACAUAUGCCACCCAUCUGGACCUGUGUAAGUUUGAAGGACUGAAGGAGUUCCUCCAACAGACAGAUGACAGGUUCCAUGAGAUGCAGGUGACCCUGUCUCAGAAGGACCAGGAUAUUGCCUUCCUGAGGUCCAUGUUGGGGAAACUGUCUGAGAAACUGGACCAGCUGGAGAAGAACCUGGAACUGAAGUUUGAUGUCCUGGAUGAGAACCAGAGUAAACUGAGUGAAGAUCUGAUGGAGUUCAGGAGAGAUGCUUCCAUGCUCAACGAUGAGUUGUCCCACAUCAACGCCAGACUCAACAUGGGCAUCCUGGGCUCCUACGACCCCCAGCAGAUCUUUAAAUGUAAAGGGACGUUCGUAGGUCACCAGGGGCCAGUCUGGUGUCUGUGUGUCUACUCUACAGGGGACCUGCUGUUCUCUGGGUCCUCGGACAAAACCAUCAAGGUGUGGGAUACCUGCACCACCUAUAAAUGUCAGAAGACUCUGGAGGGUCAUGAUGGAAUCGUGUUGGCGCUGUGUAUACAGGGGAACAGACUGUAUAGUGGCUCAGCUGACUGCACCAUCAUAGUGUGGGACGUCCAGACCCUGCAGAAGGUGAAUACUAUCCGUGCCCAUGACAACCCGGUGUGUACGCUGGUGUCCUCCCACAGCAUGCUGUUCAGCGGAUCCCUCAAGGCCAUCAAGGUGUGGGACAUAGUGGGGACAGAGUUGAAGCUGAAGAAGGAGUUAACAGGACUGAACCACUGGGUCCGUGCUCUAGUGGCCUCCCAGAACCACCUCUACAGUGGAUCAUACCAGACCAUCAAGAUCUGGGAUAUCCGUUCUCUGGACUGUGUUCAUGUCCUCCAGACCAGUGGAGGAAGUGUCUAUUCCAUCGCUGUCACCAACCAUCACAUCGUCUGUGGCACCUACGAGAACCUCAUACACGUCUGGGAUAUCGAGUCGAAGGAGCAGGUCCGAACCCUGACGGGUCACGUGGGGACCGUGUACGCUCUAGCAGUCAUCUCUACACCAGACCAGACCAAAGUGUUCAGCGCUUCCUACGACCGCUCUCUCAGGGUGUGGAGCAUGGACAACAUGAUCUGUACCCAGACCCUCCUCAGACACCAGGGGAGUGUAACUGCCCUGGCCGUCAGCAGGGGGCGCCUGUUCUCUGGAGCCGUAGACAGCACCGUCAAGGUGUGGACAUGUUAGAGGAUGCUGAUUGGUUGAGCAGCCAUAUGUUCCCACCUCAGUGGACGACCCUGUGUCAAACGGACCAUAUGAACUCUGACCCCCACACACACACACACACACACACUGAUUGUGUUUCAUCAUCCUUCAGGAUCAUGACUGUUUUUUUUUUUUUAAUAUCUCUGCUAUAUGAACUUUAACCCCUGAUGUGGGCAGGGUCAGAAGUGGUCACGACCUCUGUGACCUUAGCCCAGUGCAUUAUGGGUGGAGCUGCCGUACCUUAGCUCUGCCCACUGACUACACCAGCCCCUCUCCUGCUUUGGGAUAAUUCCAGGACUGUUUACUGAAGACUUGUUAGCUCCCCCAAGUUAAUGCCUUGGCUUCAGUUCAGCAGGCUAACAGCUGUUAAGAUUCAGACCCAGGCUGUUGGACCAACCCUGAGAAGUGCCAUUACUGACCCGUUACUGACCCGGGGGAGACUGGACCGUUACUGACCCGGGGGAGACUGGACCGUUACUGACCUGGGGGGACUGCACCGUUACUGACUGGACCGUUACUGACCCGGGGGAGACUGGACCGUUACUGACUGGACCGUUACUGACCCGGGGGAGACUGGACCGUUACUGACCUGGGGGGACUGCACCGUUACUGACCCGGGGGGGACUGGACCGUUACUGACUGGACCGUUACUGACUGGACCGUUACCGACCCCGGGGGGGACUGGACCGUUACCGACCCCGGGGGGGACUGGACCGUUAUUGACUGGACCGUUACCGACCCGGUGGAGGACUGGACCGUUAUUGACUGGACCGUUACUGACCCGGUGGAGGACUGGACCGUUACUGACUGGACCGUUAUUGACUGGACCGUUACCGACCCGGGGGGGACUGGACCGUUACCGACCCGGGGGGGACUGGACCGUUACCGACCCCGGGGGGGACUGGACCGUUACUGACCCGGUGGAGGACUGGACCGCAGUGGAACAAGGAUGGAUUCACUAGGAACCAACCGGAAGCAUCUGGAACGGGACCUGCCUGAAGUGUUGUCAAAUAGAAACUCUUGUUUACGUCGCGAAAAGGCGACGUCAGUGUUUUUAAGAACGGACGGUGAUCCCUGGGCUUUGCUUGCUACGACUCGGCUCUGUUCAGGACCACGACUCUGCUGCUCUGGUUUUAGUGCCAUGAUGAUGAUGAGGAUGAUGAUGAUGAUGGUAGGCUGUGUUCAGGACCACGACGCAGCGCUUCUGUCAACGGUUUGAAAUUAACUGUAUCGUACUGAAACAUGUCCGUCGUUAAGGAGACGGUGUGAAAUGAGAGAGAUGCCUACCGUGCCCCUGUUCUCUCUCCCGUGCCCCUGUUCUCUCUCCCGUGCCCCUGUUCUCUCUCCCGUGCCCCUGUUCUCUCUCCCGUGCCCCUGUUCUCUCUCCCGUGCCCCUGUUCUCUCUCCCGCGCCCCUGUUCUCUCUCCCGCGCCCCUGUUCUCUCUCCCGCGCCCCUGUUCUCUCUCCCGCGCCCCUGUUUUCUCUCCCGUGCCCCUGUUUUCUCUCCCGCGCCCCUGUUUUCUCUCCCGCGCCCCUGUUUUCUCUCCCGCGCCCCUGUUUUCUCUCCCGCGCCCCUGUUUUCUCUCCCGCGCCCCUGUUUUCUCUCCCGCGCCCCUGUUUUCUCUCCCGUGCCCCUGUUUUCUCUCCCGUGCCCCUGUUUUCUCUCCCGUGCCCCUGUUCUCUCUUUACUAACCGUGAAACAUGCCUGAAAACUGAUCAUGUCAAUGUGAUCCGUCUGGGGGGGUAAUGUAGAAACUGAUCAUGUUGAUGUGAUCCCUCUGGGGGGGUAAUGUAGAAACGGAUCAUGUCGAUGUGAUCCGUCUGGGGGGGUAAUGUAGAAACUGAUCAUGUCUUCUCUCUGAUUCUAGAUCUGUUAGUAUUCUGUUGUAUACUUGAUGUACGCCUGAUUUAUCCGAUCAUUAAAAUACUGUACACUUUGAA
Molecule: messenger RNA, 3840 nt
Organism: Salmo salar (Atlantic salmon)
Lineage: Eukaryota; Metazoa; Chordata; Actinopteri; Salmoniformes; Salmonidae
Source: RefSeq, a predicted model, not a curated record